AUGAAUCGGGACGCGGAGUUGUACCUUUCGUUGUUGGACCUAACAUCACUGAAUAAGGCCACUGACAGCGAAGAGAGUAUAAGGGAGCUGUGUGCGAAGGCGCAAUCCCCGGUGCGGGUCGCUGCAGUUUGCGUCUACCCAGAGUUCGUGCGCGUGGCCAAGCAGGCCUUGGGCGAUAGCGGAGUGUCGGUCGCUACGGUAAUCAAUUUCCCUGAAGGUCGCUCUACGCCUGAAGAGUGCGCGGAUGCGAUCAAGGCGGCCCAGAGUGCUGGCGCAGAUGAAAUCGACUUUGUUAUUCCAUGGGAGGCGUUCAAGCGGGACUGGGAGACUGACCAGGACGCGGCCGAGGCGGCCCUGGCCGCCUAUGUCACGAAAAUGGUCGAAAUCAGCCAGCCCUGCAAGACCAAGUCCAUUCUAGAAACGUCCCAACUUAAUUUCAACCAAAUUCGGAGCGCCGCACACGUGUGUGCGAACUGCGGAGUCGACUUUGUCAAAACUAGCACGGGCAAAGUCGAAGGCGGCGCAACGGUAGACUCGGUCAAAAUCAUGGCCGAAGCAGUCAAGGGGUCUGGCCGCAAUUGCGGAGUCAAGCCCUCUGGAGGAAUUAAGACGGAAAGCGACUGCAAGGAUCUACUUUACGCCGUCUGCGACGUCCUCGGACCAGAAUGGGCUUGCAAAGAGAGAUUCAGAUUUGGUGCGUCCAGCGUCCGAAAUAACCUACUGGGCCAAACUGCCACCAACGCGACCGCCUCCUACUGA
Gregarina niphandrodes is the source of this 759-nucleotide messenger RNA. Its product is annotated as deoxyribose-phosphate aldolase. NCBI's taxonomy places the organism in Eukaryota, Apicomplexa, Conoidasida, Eugregarinorida, Gregarinidae. The record is from RefSeq and is a predicted model, not a curated record. Gene Ontology annotation, cellular component: cytoplasm. Gene Ontology annotation, molecular function: deoxyribose-phosphate aldolase activity. The coding region runs from base 1 to 759 and encodes 252 amino acids. The transcript has a single exon. Gene Ontology annotation, biological process: deoxyribonucleotide catabolic process; carbohydrate catabolic process.